AAGCCGCGCUCCAGGGACCGCCGGGCCGGCUGAGAGCGGGGCAAAGCCCCAGGCGCUCCCUGCUCCGAGCCCGGCGGGCAGAGUGGCUCAGCCAGGCUGGGCUGGGGGUCGGGGCGCUGCAGCAUCGGUUACCCGCGACCAGCCGGGAGGGCGGGGUGUGCGUGCGCUGCGCGCCCCUCCCGCCGGGCAGGUCCCCCACCCCCGCCCCAGCCGCCCGUGCCCACGUGACGCUGGCCCAUCUGUUCAAGAUGGCGGCGCCCAGGGCUGCCUGCACGCUGCUGAGCGGAGGGUGUGUGACUCACUGCCGUGGAGUUUUCUCUUCACCGGUCAAUCAUAUCUGCUUACACAAGCAGUCAUGCAGUCAACAAAGAAGAUAUUUCUUUUUCCAGAGACAAAGAAAUACUGCUUAUAGUAUAGUUCGGCCGGCUAUAGUUUCUCUAGCUCACCCAGUUCCUAAGCACAUAAAGAAGCCAGACUAUGUGACGACAGGCAUUGUACCAGACUGGGGAGACUACAUAGAAAUUAAGAAUGAAGAUCAGAUUCAAGGGCUUCAUCAGGCUUGUCAACUGGCCUGUCAUAUUCUACUUCUAGCUGGAAAGAGUUUAAAGGUUGGCAUGACAACCGAAGAAAUAGAUUCCAUUGUUCAUCACGAAAUAAUCAGACAAAAUGCCUAUCCUUCACCUCUAGGCUAUGGAGGUUUUCCCAAAUCUGUUUGUACCUCUGUGAACAAUGUGGUAUGUCAUGGUAUUCCUGACAGUCGACCUCUUCAGGAUGGAGACAUUAUCAACAUUGAUGUCACAGUAUAUUACAAUGGCUACCAUGGUGACACUUCUGAAACAUUUUUGGUGGGCAAUGUGGAUAAAUCUGGUCAAAAGUUAGUGGAGGUUGCCAGGAAAUGUAGAGAUGAAGCAAUUGCAGCUUGCAGACCAGGGGCUCCCUUCUCUGUAAUUGGAAACACAAUCAGGCAACCUGGCUCUGCUCCCCAGCCCUCAUUCCGCCAUGUUAUCCCAGUAGCCAGACUCAGGACCUUUUUCCCCUUGUGUGACCCAAGGGACGGGAGAACUUAUACAGCUCAUCUCCUUGGCAACCAGGGCCUCAGCACCAGGGAUGUACUUCCGGCAGCCUGGCUCACCAGUUAUAUUUUCAGCUACCUCCACUGCCUGACUUCAAGUUGGACUUCACCUCUGGCUCCUUGAUCUGUUGCCCAGUGCCAUGGAACGGUGGCAGAAGCAUGCACCGUUGUCUGAUAAACAACUUCUUCUGGAGAAAGCUGGAGAGAGAGUGAGGCUAGUGCAGGCAAAUCCUGGUAGGGCAGGGAGCCAGACAACAAAACAUUGAGUCCCAGGCUGCAGCAAAUGGUGAAUUCCAUGCCAAAAAUGCUGAAUUCCAUGGUAUCUUGACGAAGAAUCCCAAAUUCCACAGCCCCAGCAUCACAAAGCCCACAGGGCCCUGACUGAGGUGGGCACCUCUCUGAGCGAUGUUUCAAGCUCUCUACUGACUCAGGAAGACAUCACUGGAUCAGUUUACAGUCAGUUCAUAUUUACAAGGUUACCUCUGCACUAUCAGGACUAAAAGCAAUUUUUUAAAAAAUGAAUGAAGGGAUUUUGGAGCACAGGUUGUUAGCAAAACCUUAACUCCAUGAAUGUGGAACUGAGGAAUACACAGGACCCUGAAGAUCUCCCCUCACAGGUGUUAACACUUGUAGUCUUUUAAAAUUCUCGGAUGUGAGGUGCUACCAUAUGUAAGUGUAAAUAUUAGAAAGAGGUUGAAAGUGGCUGAGUUUCAUACCUACAGCUUUUUUCUCCACAGAUGUUCUGUACAACAAUGCAGGUUCAUAUGAUACAUUACAUUUUAUGUAAAGAACAUCCAUACUCUGCACCGUUUAUGGGUGAAGAGGGAAGGUCAGUUGAGUACUUCAGUGCAGAUGUCAAAUACAUAUGAGCACAAAGAUUCCUAUUUUGAUCAGACUGUAAUAGCAUAAGUAGUGAUGCUAAUAGAGUUGUUUUCAUGCUCUUGAGCAAGGAAGAGGCAGAAUUAAUCAAUGCAGUGCACAAGAACUACUUUCAUUGUAUGAGGAAGAAAAACUGUCUCAACCGUGUCUUCUCAUGAUGAUGACCAUGUUGCUCCUACUUUUGAUGCCUCAAAGCAACUGCUGUUGCUUCUAAAGUCUUGGUGUUGAACAUUAUUCUCUCAGUGGCUAGUUGAAUGGUGCACACUGGAGCUUUCCAUGCCAAGAUAAGGAUAAUUAGUUUUGGUACUUAGAGGACGUACCUCCUAGAUAGAAGACGAGUUUUGAAAAGACAUCCUAUAGCAAAGUUGUAAGCCUAAAAAAAUGACCCUGGGGUCUAUCAACCUCUUUGAAUGGUAUCAGAGGGGGACAGGCAAAACUGAAUAGUGAAUGGGUUUGCUUUUGCACUGGCCAACAUACUUUAAGAAAAAUAGAGGUGGAACAAAAGCUUGCCAAAUGUUGCAUAAAUAGUCUUCCACUCCUCUCCUCCCCUAGGGUAAUUGUUUAAGAAUAUUUCAUUGUUACAUGAAGUGUUGCACUAAUUCUGGUUUUCUACAACUCACAUCAUUUCACAUUUUGUUCUUUAUAUGUUAGUGAAUAAACUAAUUUUCUAAUUCCUCUCCACAUCCAUUGCUUCCUCCUUGAUCUUUACUAUCAUCAUAUCCAAGAUGCAUCCUAUUUGGCUUUUCCAUCUCUAACUUACAUUAUUUUUUUAAUGUUAUUUAAAUUGUGUACUUCAUGGGAUAAAAAUCCCAGCAGAAUGGAGCCCAAGAUCUUGUACCAUUACUAGCCAUUUAUGCCAAUAAUUAGGAGAGUCUUAAAGA
Caretta caretta (loggerhead turtle) is the source of this 2832-nucleotide messenger RNA. RefSeq names its product methionyl aminopeptidase type 1D, mitochondrial (gene METAP1D). NCBI's taxonomy places the organism in Eukaryota, Metazoa, Chordata, Testudines, Cheloniidae. The record is from RefSeq and is a predicted model, not a curated record. Gene Ontology annotation, biological process: proteolysis. Gene Ontology annotation, molecular function: metalloaminopeptidase activity.